Messenger RNA from Paramecium sonneborni, 1602 nucleotides. Lineage: Eukaryota; Ciliophora; Oligohymenophorea; Peniculida; Parameciidae. The record is from the annotation of a GenBank genome assembly.
AUGAACACUAUUUUAGUGGUAGGAUAAUACAAAAAUUUAUCAGAAGAAGACUUGAUCCAUUUGUUGCAAUAUUAAAAAUUUAUUGGAACUUGGAAAUCAGAAAUUACCUCAAUGGAUUAAUUCCACUAUCUAGAUUAUUAAGAAGGAUAAGCAGAAGUAAUAUUCAAUAACUACCUUGAAAUUUGUUUUUUAAAUCCUAAAUAUUAUGAAAAUAAGCAAGUUUAUUUAUCAUUUAGUCUCACAAAUUACAAUAAUUUUACAUAGUAAUAUUUUAAAAAACUUAUUUAAUAGAAGUUGGUCAGGUGAAAAAAAAUUCAGCUUGCAAUUUGGAACAUUUGCCAAAUUCUAAGGGCCUUACUUCUCUUGCAAAGGAAAUUUUUUAUUACAAGUUCUUUUUGAUUAAUCAUUUGCUGAUAUUAAAGACACAAAAGUCUAUAUAUUCCUAUAAAGCGAUGAUUGUUAUUUUAAUAUAUCUCUUUUAGCUGUAUCAGGAUAAGAGGAAGAAUAUAGAAAUACUUUGACAUUCAUGAUAAUAUCAAUAAUAUUAUCACUUAUUUAAAUAAUUGCUAGCAUAAUAUAAAUAAGAGUUAACUUGCCAGAUGGAUAUGAUGUAAAAUUUAAUCAUAAAAUUAUUCUAGAUUUCUUUUUUAGCUAAUCUAAUAAACUAUGAGUAUUAAAUGGAGAUAUUUUUCUUGAUCAUUUUUUCUAUGUCUUUACAUGAAGUAAAGCUCCAAUUAAAUUAAUUAGAGUUUUCAAUCAUUUUAUAUAGCUCCAAUAUUACUUUAAGCAGUAUCAGCUAUGAGCUGUUUUUUAAUUACUUGGAAAGCUUGGGAAAAAAAUAUAAAAUUUUAAUUUCUGCCUUGUUGUCAAGGUUUUUGUCAUUUUAUAAGUUUUUUCUUGAUAAUUAGUAAAUAUUGCUUUAAUCCAUAGGUUUAUUGAGUUAUUUCAGCCUAUUUUUUUUAUAUGAAUUUCAUUCUUAUUCAAUGCUCAAUUCAGCAUUUAUUUUAUAUCCAAUAAUAAUUAGGAAUAUUAGAUUAAAUAUUAUUGAGAGAUUUAGUAUAAUUUAUAUUUUUGGGUUUUUUUCAACAAAGACAUUUUAUUUUGUAUUCAUAUUAGAUUAAUAGUUAGUUUUAUUGUAGAGGUUACUCAGAAAAUUAAAUGAGUUUUUAACCAAAAUACUUAAUGGUUAUAUUAUAUUUAAUCAUUUAUUUGACAUCGAUUGCUCUUUUGUUAAUUUAAAAAAUAUUUGGCUCAAGAUCUUUAAUAUGCAUGAAUCGACGCAUGGUUAAUCCCAUAUAACAAUUGGAUGAUUAAAAUAUUGCUUAAGAUGAUGAAUAAAAAUAAGGAGAUAAUAAUUUUUUUAAAAUUGACAACAUAGUUGUAGAAGAUUUUGAAGCAUGUUCAAUAUGCCUUAAUCCUCUAAAUUCAAAUCAAACUCUAAAUGAUUCAUUAUCUCAGUCUUUUAUUGAAGGACCCCUAAUCUAAACUCCAUGUAAUCAUAUAUUUCAUUUAAAAUGCUUUAAGCAAUACAUUUAAUCAAGAAUAAACUUUUAAUAAAACAAUUGUCCUAUUUGCAGACAAUUAUUGCCAUAAUUCAAAUGA